Messenger RNA from Phialemonium atrogriseum, 2266 nucleotides. RefSeq names its product Aldehyde/histidinol dehydrogenase. Gene Ontology annotation, cellular component: mitochondrial matrix. The coding region runs from base 334 to 2115 and encodes 593 amino acids. The transcript is spliced from 5 exons. The record is from RefSeq and is a predicted model, not a curated record. NCBI's taxonomy places the organism in Eukaryota, Fungi, Ascomycota, Sordariomycetes, Cephalothecales, Cephalothecaceae. Gene Ontology annotation, molecular function: L-glutamate gamma-semialdehyde dehydrogenase (NAD+) activity.
UUACCCUAAGCUAUCUACGACUUAAUAGAGAGCUGAAAAGUGAAUGGGCGGAUUUCGAACUACCGCUCCGAUCUAGGUACCUGCCUCCAUUUUUCUUCUUUCCCAAGAACUUCCCUGCCCACUGCAGAUAUCCAGACACCAGCGAUCGUGGCUCCUUAUCUCCCCCCACCGCCCCUCACCUCUAAAGCCGCGACAAAGCGAACAUCUGGACUCUCCCUUGUGUCGGAGGCGACCGUCGACAAGGGGACCAAGCCCGAGGACGCAAAGAGUGUCACUUGACGCGGGCUCGAUUACCUAUAAGUUGAGCAGGUAUCUUCUUGCUUCCUUCAUCAAAUGGCUUCCCGGAGAGUUGGCAGCUUGUUGAUCAACGCUGGUAUAAGUCGAGCUCAGUCCAAUAUCAGACCGAGACUACUGUCACCCUCAACACUAUCACGCAAGACCGGAUCGCAAAUCAAGAUGUCUACCAUUGCUGCGUUUAAGGUGCCCAAGAUUCUCAAUGAGCCGAAUCACCACUAUGCCAAGGGCUCAGCCCAACGGGAGGGUCUGACGGCCGCAAUUGAAGCAUUGCAGAGGAAGGGUCCAUUGGAGGUCCCCCUUGUAAUCGCAGGCAAGGAGGUCAAGACCUCGUCAACUGGAACCCAAGUCAACCCGGCCGAUCACAAUACCACCAUUGCACGGUACUCGCGAGCAAGCCCAGAGGACGUGAAGAAAGCCAUUGAAGCCGCCCUGGACGCCAAGGCAGAAUGGGAAUCUCUCCCCUUUGCAGAUCGGGCCGCCGUCUUCCUCAAGGCGGCCGAUCUGAUCAGCACCAAAUACCGGUACGACUUGAUGGCGGCCACGAUGCUGGGCCAAGGCAAGAAUGCAUGGCAGGCGGAGAUUGACGCCGCUGCCGAGCUGUGCGACUUCCUGCGCUUCAACGUCCAGUAUGCCGAGGAGCUAUACGCCCAGCAGCCCGCCCAUAACUCGACAGGAGUGUGGAACCGCGCCGAGUACCGGCCGCUCGACGGCUUUGUCUACGCAGUUAGCCCAUUCAACUUCACAGCAAUCGCGGGAAACCUGCCGGGCGCGCCGGCGCUGCUGGGGAACGUGGUUGUUUGGAAGCCGAGCGACUACGCCAUUGCGAGCAAUUGGCUGCUGUAUAACAUCCUGAUCGAGGCCGGCCUGCCAAAGAACGUCAUCCAGUUCGUUCCCGGCGACCCGCAAGAGGUCACCGAUGCCGUGCUGUCUCACAAACAAUUCGCCGCGCUGCACUACACCGGCAGCACGGCGGUAUUCCGGAAGCUGUACGGCCAGAUCGGCGCGGGCGUUGCCGAAGGCCGGUAUGCCGGAUACCCGCGGAUCGUCGGCGAGACGGGCGGCAAGAACUUCCACCUAAUCCACUCAUCGGCCGACGUCGAGAACGCCGCGGUGCAAACUGUCCGUGGUGCCUUCGAGUUCCAAGGGCAGAAAUGCAGUGCCACGUCGCGAGUCUAUGUCCCGGCAUCAAUCUGGCCGAAGUUCAAGGAUCAUCUUGUCCAGGAGACUAAAGCCCUGGCCGUCGGUAGUCCCACAGACCACAAGAACUUCGUUGGCCCCGUCAUCCACGAGGCUUCCUUCAAGAAGCUCUCAGGUGUCAUCGACGACGCGAAGAACGACGCCGAACUUGAGCUCCUCGCCGGCGGCACCUACGACAGCUCCAAGGGAUACUUCAUCCACCCGACCGUCUACCAGGCCAAGAACCCCAGCCACAAGCUCCUCUCGACAGAGCUGUUCGGCCCAGUACUCACCGUGUACGUCUACGAUGACACCGAAGACCCCGUAGGCGCGUUUGCGGCCGCGUGCGAGCUCGUCGACUCGACAUCCGAGUACGGACUGACGGGGUCCAUAUUCGCGUCCGACCGGGCGGCCGUGCGCUUCGCGGAGGACAAGCUCCGCAACUCGGCCGGCAACUUCUAUAUCAACUGCAAGAGCACCGGGGCGGUGGUCGGUCAGCAGCCGUUCGGCGGCAGCCGGGCCAGCGGGACCAACGACAAGGCGGGGAGUAUCAACCUGCUGGGGCGGUUCGUGAGCGUGAGGAGCAUCAAGGAGGAGUUCACCACCACCACCAAGGUGGCGUAUCCUAGCAACGAGGUUUAGAUGGGAUCGCGCAUCUGAUGUGGGCGGGAGACGGGAAGAAGAAGCCGCUUCCGGUAUGGAAUACGGAUAAUGAUAAGACGAAUCAAGGGCGGAAAGGCCACUACUCCCCAGUGGCGUUACACAAUUCGAUGCAUGUACUCUCUCUUGAGGC